This is a messenger RNA of Eremothecium cymbalariae DBVPG#7215, 1683 nucleotides long. It is a transcript of the gene SIR2, whose product is annotated as NAD-dependent histone deacetylase SIR2. Gene Ontology annotation, molecular function: NAD+ binding. The coding region runs from base 1 to 1683 and encodes 560 amino acids. NCBI's taxonomy places the organism in Eukaryota, Fungi, Ascomycota, Saccharomycetes, Saccharomycetales, Saccharomycetaceae. The transcript has a single exon. The record is from RefSeq and is a predicted model, not a curated record.
AUGACAUCACAGACUAUAGGGAUAGUAGAUGGUAGUAAUAGGGCUCUUGAGGCCUGUCGAGAGGUUGAAGUUUCGAAAAAGCCUAGACUGGAAUUAGAUGAUGGUAACAGCAGUAAUAAUGAUGAGAAUGUGAAUGAUAAUACAGGACUCUUAGAAGUUACUAAAGCAGAUGAGUUAGAUGAAGUUGUUGAUAACUAUGCAAAAAGAAAUGGGAAUCAGGAGGUUACAAAUGAGUAUAUUCCUAAGAAGCCGGACAAACCAAUUAUUUUGACCAAGGAUUCUGACACAGGGAAAUAUGUUUUCCCGCCCAUUACCAAGGAGGAUUCUCUGAAUGCGCGAUAUUUUUUGAAAUAUCAUGGGUCAGCACAAUUUCUUGAUUCAUAUUUGCCCGAGGAUUUAAAUUCUUUAUAUGUGUUCCAUUUGAUUAAGCUUCUAGGAUUUCAACUUAAAGAUAGAGAACUUUUGGCUGCAGUGCAGAAAGCGGUUGUGAACAAUGUUGCGAUGGGAUCGGUAUCGCCGUUAGGUGCGAAUCCUAUGGCGGAGAAGGUUUCUCCCCCGCAGUUGUCGAAUACAAAUAGUACGGCUGGAGAGUCUUACGACGAUCCAUUAGAGAAGAAACAUGCUGUUCGGUUGAUUAAAGACUUGCAAAAGGCGAUGAACAAAGUGCUUAGCACACGUAUCAGAUUGGCCAACUUUUUCACUUUGGAUCAUUUCGUAGCAAAGUUGAAGACUGCAAAGAAAAUAUUAGUGUUAACAGGUGCAGGUAUCUCGACGUCAUUGGGCAUUCCUGACUUUAGAUCUUCAAAAGGUUUUUACUCCCAAGUGACAAACCUAGGGUUAGAUGAUCCACAAGAUGUGUUCAAUUUAGAUAUUUUUAUGGAAAAUCCAUCAGUAUUUUACACAAUAGCAGAGAAGAUCUUACCACCUGAACACAAGUACUCCCCUCUGCACAGUUUUAUUCGGAUGAUUCAAGAUGAGGACAGGUUGUUGCGAAAUUAUACACAAAAUAUUGACAACCUAGAGUCAUAUGCCGGCAUCCAAAAGGAAAAGAUCGUACAAUGCCAUGGUUCGUUUGCUACUGCAUCAUGUGUCACAUGUCAUCUGAAAAUGCCAGGAGAACGUAUCUUUCAACAAAUAAAAGAUAGAGAAAUCCCAUUGUGUGCUUAUUGUUAUCCCAAAAGGCAGGAACAGUAUCCAACAGUGACAGAUGAACAAGCAUCUCGUGGAGAAGAACCUCAGUCACAGAGUUCAAAUUCUUUAUUUCAUAUGAGCAGGUCUUUUGGAGUGAUAAAGCCGGAUAUAACCUUUUUUGGAGAAGCCUUGCCCUCCGAAUUCCACACGAAUAUUCGUCAGGAUGUUUUACAAUGUGACUUGUUAAUAUGCAUAGGUACCAGUUUAAAAGUUGCUCCUGUUUCAGAAAUUGUCAAUAUGGUGCCAGCACAUGUCCCCCAGGUUUUGAUCAAUAGAGACCCCGUAAAACACGCCGAAUUUGACUUGACCUUGUUGGGCUUAUGUGAUGACGUUGCAGCUCUAAUAGCUCAAAAAUGUGACUGGGAUAUACCCCAUGAAAAGUGGCAAGAGCUAAAAAAAACCAAAUUCUUGUUUGAUGAACGAGAAAGAGGUGUUUAUUAUAUUUAUGACCCUAUAAAAGAAAGUCAAAAAGUAGCCGCCGAGCAACAGUAA